CUUGGGGAACGACAGAUCAGCUCGGCACUCCGAAGCGAACGCAUCUUACUUUUUCUUAUACGUUGUAUAAGGAUCAGAUAAAUAUAUAUAUAGACACGCAAGAAUUUUGUUAUUUUUCUAAAAGACUUUGUCGAAUCGAGUAUCGUCGAUAUCGUUUGGUGACGAUUGAGCAAUUGUUCGUUACGGAAAACAAUCAAUCAGUGAUCGACGAAGAGACGACAAAAAAACAAAACAAAACAGUGGAAAGUGUUGAGUGAUUAGACAUACUGAAAGAAAAAGAAGAACGACGAUCGAUAUCAUUUGAAAUGGCACCACACACGAGUUACACCGCAGUCGGUGGUAUGGAGUACGAAGAACCCGUCUCCAGGACCUACCAAUACCGAAAGGUGAUGAAACCGAUGCUGGAAAGAAAAAGGCGAGCGAGGAUCAACCGAUGCCUUGACGAACUCAAGGACCUCAUGGUCACCGCGCUUCAGGCGGAGGGAGAAAAUGUCGCGAAAUUGGAAAAGGCUGACAUCCUCGAACUCACCGUAAGACACCUGCACACCCUGAGGGCGGCCAGGAGGCUAACUUUGACUCCGGAAACCAGCUACGCCGACAGAUUCAGGGAUGGAUUCACUCAGUGCGCUCAGGAAGUGUCCACCUUCCUGUCGACACCGGUCGCGGCCUCAGUUCAUCCCGCUGCCGGAGCUCAACUCAUGCGACACCUCGGCGGUUGUCUUCGAAGACUCGAACAACCCCAGCAAAUCGCAUCCGGAACUUCAGCUUCGUCCGCUUCUUCUUCGACCGCUCUGACGGCUUCGGUUCAGGGCAAUCAAAACGUUGCAACGGUUCCGCAGAACGCCUACACGCCACCUCAGAGUCCCGUCAGCGUCAUCAGUUCUUCGGGAGAGUCUUCCGAAUCUUCGAACUCCACGAUGAAUUCGUCAUUACCGGUCUGGCGACCUUGGUAAAUAAUGGAGAUUGGAAUUGAACAUUGACGGGGGAGGUGGUGAUAUCGUGGAUUAUAAAUUAUCCUACUGAGAUUUGUCUUCACCGAAUGAGAACUCUCCGUACAUUGCAAGGGAGGUUCGAUCAGAAGACUAGAAAAGUUUUUGUGGGAAAGGUUUUCUUUUUCAUUGUUUUCAUUUUUUUUUUUUUUUUCUCUUUAAUAUUGUCAAGGGUUAGAGAAAGAGAAAUAAGAGAUAGAUAGUUAGGUUUAAUGAACAGAUCAACGACGAAUCUACGCGUCUUCCAAAUGUUAUUAUAUGAGAAUAGCCUCGACGGUCCGAUCGAAAUUCUGCUAUCGAUUACCGGAUAUAAUAAAGAUUGUUAUUUUUUACUCGAGGCAAUUAGAUAUCGAUAUAGUUUAUAGGUAAUCAAGCUUUAAUGAUUAUAUCUGUGAUAGGGUUUUUUGUACCUGAGAUUACUAUUUUCUCGUUAAGAUAAUUGUUUUAUUAUUAAUAACUAUAAUAUAAUAUGAUAAAGAAGAUAUUCACUUGUUUUGUUAAGUUUAAGAAUGAUUCAGAUUUGACAAAAAAAAAAAAAAAAAAAAAAAAAAAGAAACCGGAACAAUCAUUGUAAUAAUUGACAACGAUGGAAAAAAUCGAGAUAAAUCGUUUAGGGACACCUUUCUAUCGAAUACAAUAAAAUUCAUUUCAUACGAA
Molecule: messenger RNA, 1646 nt
Organism: Athalia rosae (coleseed sawfly)
Lineage: Eukaryota; Metazoa; Arthropoda; Insecta; Hymenoptera; Athaliidae
Product: enhancer of split mbeta protein-like
Exons: 1
Coding region: 306-953 (215 amino acids)
Biological process (GO): anterior/posterior pattern specification; regulation of neurogenesis; regulation of transcription by RNA polymerase II
Cellular component (GO): nucleus
Molecular function (GO): protein dimerization activity; DNA-binding transcription factor activity, RNA polymerase II-specific; RNA polymerase II cis-regulatory region sequence-specific DNA binding
Source: RefSeq, a predicted model, not a curated record